This is a messenger RNA of Pocillopora verrucosa, 7005 nucleotides long. Its product is annotated as myoferlin. Gene Ontology annotation, cellular component: membrane. The record is from RefSeq and is a predicted model, not a curated record. NCBI's taxonomy places the organism in Eukaryota, Metazoa, Cnidaria, Anthozoa, Scleractinia, Pocilloporidae. Gene Ontology annotation, biological process: plasma membrane organization.
GUGUGAGGCUGUCUGUGGAAGUCAACCGUAAAGAUAGAAGCGUUCGUGGCACAGCUGAGUUGAAGGGUUUCACUUUCGUGAUGGUUUAAGGUGUUCUUGGAUUGCUGAACUAAAGAACAGACCAGGAAAAUGCUUAAAGUAACCGUUCAACGAGCCACUGACCUUCCAGACGUCGAUAAAUUUGGAAAGAGUGAUCCAUACGCCAAAGUUAUCUUCCAUGGAGAUGAAAAGAAAACUGAGGUUCAAAAGGAUUGUUUAGAUCCAGUCUGGAAUCAGGAUUUCCAGUGGGAUCUUUCAGGCCAACCAUUGUCCCCGGAUGACAAGCUUUCUAUCGAGGUCAAGGACUAUGAAAAGCUAUUGGCGAGAAAGCUCCUUGGUAAAGUCGAAGUUCCUUUGGGAGAGCUGCUGGGAAACAAUCAGAUUGAAAGAACGUAUGAUCUGGUUGAUGGAAAGAACAAUCCCACUUUGGGCAAAAUUAUGCUGAAGAUUGAGUAUUCUGCUCCUCCUGGGAGUGGUGGCGGUGACGCAGGAGGCGGGGAGGAAGAGGCUGGUGAAGAGGGUGAUGAAGGUGAUGAAGAGGACGAAGAUGAAGAAGCAGGAGGCGACCCUGCACUUCCAGGACAGCCGAGAAAGAAGCGAAGGAGGAAACGAACUAGCAGGGGAGGCAGAAGAGCUUGGUCAACAAAAGUGCAAGACUUCCAGAUCCGGAUACGGAUUCUUGAAGGCCGCCAGUUGCCAGGCAGCAAUAUUCAUCCAGUUGUUCGUGUGACUGUGAAUGGUCAGCGGAGAGAAACAGCUGUGAAAAAAUCCACAAACAAGCCCGUUUACAAUCAGACAUUCUUCUUCAAUUUCCAUUUGUCGGAAGCGGAGCUGUUUGAUGAACUGGUCACACUUGAGGUCUUCAAUUCACGAAAACUGCGCUCUGAUUCACUGCUCGGUUAUUUUGAGUGCGAUAUUGGUGGAAUAUACGAAAUGAAAGGUCAUUCUUUCAUUCGCAAAUGGGUCUUGUUGUCAGCACCAGCGGAUAGAGAUGAAGAUGAGGAGGAAGGAAAAUCAAAGAAAACUCGAGGAGGAGAUACACCGGCAGGGUACUUGAAAGUCACUUCCAUGGUCCUCGGACCCGGGGAUGAACCGCCGGCUGCAGCAAAUGCUCAACCCAAAGAUAUCGAGGAUGAUAUUGAGUCAAACCUUCUGACACCCGUAGGUGUAACUCGACAAUCAGCCGUCUUCACUCUUAAAGUGUUUCAUGCAGAAGAUCUUCCACAAAUGGACACAGGAAUUGGGCAGAGCUUUAAGAAAUUCUUCAGCUUCUUUUCAAGCGACGAUGAUAAAGAGGAGGACAAAGGAAAGAAAGGCCUUGUGGAUCCAUACAUGGAAUUUAGCUUUUGUGGGAAGAAGGCAACGACGGGAAUAAAAUACCACGACAGUAAUCCAGAAUUCAAACAGUUUCUGAAGAUCCCUCUCAUGCUCCCGUCCAUGUGUGAGAGACUGAAACUGCAAGUGUUUGACUGGGACCGAGGUUCAUCUGAUGAUUGUAUCGGCACAGCAUUUAUCAACCUGUCGUCCAUUGCCGGGCAAGGAGGUGAUGAAGGUUUCUUGCCUCAGUUUGGUCCGUGUUUUGUCAAUUUCUAUGGUUCCACUAGAGAGUUCACCAAUUUGCCAGAUGAACACGAUGAUCUAAACAAGGGAAUUGGUGAAGGUGUGGCAUAUCGUGGACGAGUUCUUGUUGAGCUAACAACGACUCUUAACGAAGAUCUUAAGCAACCGAUAGGCGUGCUGGCCAAUGAAGACAUCAUUGCCGCUCAGCCCUUCCUGAGACGUGAAAGGUACAAGCUGUUUGUCUGUUUCUACGAAGCACUCAUGGUCUCUGAGACAGAUGGGCCUGUAGAAUUUGAAGUCAGCAUCGGAAACAACGGAAACAAAUUUGAUGAGUCAGUGGCUGCGUGUAACACACCGUCCUGCAAUGCUGUGUACGACGGUUGUCAUUACUAUUACCUCCCUUGGGGACAUGAGAAGCCUUGUGUAUGCGUGGAAUGCUCCUGGGAGGAUAUUGCCUUUAGACUUGAACCGGUCAACAUUCUCUCCAAGUUGGUAGAGCGGCUGCGAGAAUCCGUAUCACGUCUGAAACAAGCAGCUGAACAGUCCAAAGUUAGUGACGACCCAAAAAUAAAGGAUAUGUUGUCUUCUCUGUUGGAUAACAUGGCCCGGGACUGCAGAACGGAGCACUCUCGUUUUAAGGAAGAAAUUCCCAAUCUUCCCGGAAAACGAAACAGUUUGGACAACAAGCUCCAUCAAAUGAGAGUUGACGAAUUCAUGUUCUUGUUGGAUGAUAUUGGUGCUCUGCAGUGGAAAUUAGUACCACCUUUGGAGGGUGAAGAGGAAAAGGAGGAGGUGGACUUCAAAGAGAUGUUCUCCGAGCUCGACAGCUUUGUACAGCGCCUUGAAGACUUAAAAAUUGAGCCUCAAGUGAGUUUACCGGACAUUAUCAUAUGGAUGAUCAGUGGUGACAAACGAGUGGCGUACUACAGAAUGCCAUCUCAUUUACUGUUGUUCUCUGAGACUGAAGCAGCAUGUGGAAAAUUCUGUGGAAAAACAAUCGAGAUUCCCAUGAAGUAUCCAGGCAAGAAAGGACAAGACGUCGAGGAACACCCAGAACUUCCAGCCAAAUUACGCGUGGAGAUGUGGCUUGGACUGGAAAAGCAACAGCAGUACUGGACUGCACGACCCAAAACUGAGGGGGAUUUCUGUGUAUUUGCCGAGACGUACGAAAAUGAGGUGAAGAUUAUCAGCAAGUGGACCAACAAUAAGCUGACUCGUCCUCGGUUCUCUGAUGCAUCUGGUGACUUGGAACUACCCCAAGACAAGUUUUUUCCACCUGAAGGCUGGAAAUUUGAAGGUGGUUGGCAAAAGAAGCCUGAGCUCAGUUUGUUCCACGAUCCUGAUGAAGGACAUAAAGAAUAUUUGGUAGAUAUCUUUGAGAAUCAAGCCAGAAGUUUUCCCGGUGGCGACUUCAAACCAGCCGGAGAAAAUAACUGGACUGAUGCGAACGGAGAAGAGGUUCCAGGUCCCUCUGCUCAAAAAGCUCCUCCCGGUUGGGCGUGGAAGUCAAAGGACUGGGAAGUGGACAAAAACAGAGCUGUCGAUGGAGACGGCUGGGAAUAUUCUGUUAAUCCAACGUAUGGAAUUUAUGGGCCAGUCAUGAAGGCUUACCACAUGUCUAGGAGAAGAAGACUUGUGCGAUCGAGGGAGCUAGUGGAUGCAAAUUCCACCAAGAAACAGGAUCAAUUACAGAAGCUUUUGGCAGAGGGCUGGGGUUACGCUCCGUUGUUCAAUAAGAAAUUUCACGCCAAGGAGAAAAAGCUAGAUUUUGUGCGAAGAAGACGCUGGCUGUUGAAGAUAGUACCAAGCGCAGGGAAGAUUGAUGGAUUCUCUUGCAAGCUUCCACCAAUUCUGCGAAUCCAGCUCAAAUCUAAGGACAAAGAAAGUGCGUUGUGCAUAUCUCCAAGGAUGUUUGUAACUUUUGCCAAGCCACACAAGUAUCAACUGUGGGUGUAUCUUUACCAAGCACGAGACCUUAUCGCCAAAGAUGAAAAUGGAAUGAAUGAUCCUUAUGCAAGAGUUGCCUUUGGUAACCAAAGUCAAAUAACGAACAUUAUCAGCAAAACUCCUUGUCCAACCUGGGAUCAAACAUUGAUUUUUAUGAACAUGGAAAUCAGCGAAGAUCCUGAGAACCUCAAGCGAAAUCCUCCCAGUGUGGUCGUGGAAUUGUUUGACCAUGACACGGGCAUGGGAAAAGAUGAUUUCCUUGGUCGUUGUAUGUUGACUCCAAAAAUUCGACUCAAGGGACUCGAAGAACCAGAAGCCAAGUUACUGUGGCACAAGGUGAUGCGUGGAGAUCAAGAUGGGGGCGAGAUGCUCGCUGAAUGCGAGCUGUUCAUGGAUGAGGGAGCAAAGUUGCCACUCCCACCCCCUAUGCGUGAUGGUGUGUACCCUGUAAGGAGCAAGGUGCGGCCCGUCGUUCAGAAGACAGCUGUGGAGGUUCUUUGUUGGGGCGUAAGGAACAUGAAGAAAUUUCAGUUGACCAAAGUAACAUCACCCUCGAUCGAGUUCGAAUGCAUGGGUUCGGUGAUUGAGUCACCUGUUCUUGAGAACACAAAGAAAAUGCCGAACUUUGGCGAACCAGUAUUAGAGAGAAAGAUUCUGAAUUUACCAGUGGAGGACUUGUACUCGCCACCAAUCAACAUUCGAGUCAGAGACAACCGACAAUUUGGUCGAAAACCGUUGGUUGGUAUCCACUCAGUCAAGUCUCUCUCGGCAUUUAAGUGUAAGCUGCCGUCACAGACUGCUGCAGACGAUUCGGAAGUGGAUGACCGCAGUCUUGUGUUCAAUCUUGCAGAAGUGCUUGUGGAUUUAACUGAUGCCCCACCCCCUGAAAAGAAAGUUUGGCCUGAGAGAAGGGAAGAAGCUCCACCGCCUGAAAAAAAGCCAAAGGGGAAAGGAAAGGAAAAGGAAAGGAGGAUGAUCGAUCCCGACAGGUUUGACUGGUGGUCCAAGUACUUCGCCUCUUUGCAAGGGGCUGGAGCAGGAGCAAAAAUCUCUAAAGGAGAAAAGCUUGUUGGAAUGUUUACGACAGACAAAGAAGGAGACAAAGCCAGCUUUACCGAACAUACAAGGAAAUACUUGUCCAGGGGAUAUGACACAAUCAAGGUGUAUCACAAAGAGCUUGAAAAAGUCCCAGAAUUCCAAGGCUUCAGCGACUUCCUUGCAACCUUUCCACUUCGUCGUGGAAAGACAAAGUCUCACAAGGAUGAUGACGAAGACGAAGGAUCGGUUGGUGAAUUCAAGGGAACUUUCCGUAUUUACCCUAUUCCUGAUGAGAUGUCGGAUACAGAUCUUCCUGAAACAAUGCUCACUAACCUUCCCAGCAGCUUACCAAUCGAGUGCACAAUUCGAGUGUACGUUGUUCUGGCUACUGAUCUCCAGCCCCAAGAUCCAAGUGGAUUGGCUGACCCUUAUCUCAUUGUGUCCCUUGGAAAGAAGAAAUAUGACGAUCAAGAAGACUUCAAACCAAAUACGCUCAACCCGGUGUUUGGAAAGAUGUUCGAAUUCAAAACUUCCAUCCCUCAGGAAAAAGAUCUAAAAAUCCAAGUGAUGGACUACGACUACCUCAGCAGGGACGAUUUGAUCGGUGAAACGGUGGUCGACUUGGAACAGAGGCUGUUGACUCGCUUCCAUGCAAAGUGUGGUUUACACAAGACAUACUUCGUGUCUGGGCCCAACGCUUGGCGCCAUCCUGAGAAGCCAUUCAGUAUCCUUACGAGGUACUGCGAGACUGCCAUGAAGUCCUUCAACUUCUUCCCUGGCAAAAAUCAGAAUCCUGACAGGAUCAUAAUUGGAGACAGAGAAUAUACCUUGAGUCAAUUCGAGGAAGGUGAUCCGCCAGAAAAGGAAGUAGGACCUGCUCACGAACGUUUGGCUCUUCACAUUCUGCACACGUUCAAUAUGGUACCGGAGCACGUGGAGACCAGAUCCCUGUACAGUCCGGUUCAACCAGAUAUUGAGCAGGGAAAACUUCAAAUGUGGGUCGACAUCUUUCCAAAGGACGACGGUACCUGCAAGCCGCCUGUUGUUAUCGACGAAAGGAAACCUGUGAAAAAUGAGUUGCGUCUAAUCAUCUGGAAUACAACUGACGUUUUGCUAGAGGAGGAGUCGAUCACGGGCGAGAUGAUGAGUGACAUUUAUGUCAAGGCAUGGAUCGACGUUCAAAACGAGAAACAGAAGACGGAUGUUCAUUACAGAUCUCUGGAUGGCGAUGGCAACUUCAACUGGCGAAUGGUGUUUCCUUUUGACUACUUGCCUAUCGAGAAGAAAUUGGUUGUAAAAAAGAAGGAACACUUCUGGAGUCUUGACGAGACUGAAGAGAAAGUCGACGCAAAACUCAAAGUUCAGAUUUGGGAGAACGACACAUUCUCUAGUGAUGACUUCAUAGGACAACUAGAGCUAAAUCUGAAUGAGCUGGCAAAGCCUUGUCUUGACUCUGACCACUGUGGUGAUCCUAACAAAGAUCCAGGACUUAAUGGAAAAACCCUUGACUUGUUCACGGUAAAAAGUACAAAAGGUUGGUGGGCCUGUUUUAAGCCAGAUGCCGAAAACCCGGCUGAACCAACGGGUAAAGUUGAGAUGACCAUUGAGUUACUCCAGGGAUGGGAGGCAGAAGCAAAGCCCGCGGGACAAGGACGAGAUGACCCCAACAUGCACCCAGUUCUGCCAGAACCUGACCGUCCUGCUACCUCGUUCCUGUGGUUCACAUCACCAUUCAAGACGCUGAAAUACAUCAUCUGGCGACGAUACAAAUGGCUAAUAAUUCUUCUCCUCAUCUUGCUCAUUGUUGGUUUGUUGAUUGGCAUCUUUAUAUACAGCAUGCCUGGUUACACCGUAAAGAAGAUAUUUGGUGCUUAAAGUUGGCAGAUACGGCAACAGUACAAGAUCAGCGAUUUUUGGGAAACUUCUGUUUCCUUUACCUGAAGACAAAUUUAUCCCAAAAUUUCCUUAAAAACAUUAAACAAACUCUAAAGCUGUUAGGUAAUUUCCUUAGAAUGCAAAUUGAUAAGGUCCAUUAAAUUUCAUAUUAGCUCAAGAAAAUGUUAUUCUGCUGGUUCUCCAUUAGAAAAUCUUCAAAUCUUCCACAAAGGACUGAAUUUUGAAGAAACUAUUCUUCCCACAAGGCAUGAUGAUAUCGAUCUCUGCGUAGAGAGUACAAACAGGCUUUCUCCAAUGCUCAAGUGUCUGAUGUUUAAUUUUAGUUAGUUUCUAAUGAUUGAAAUUGUCAGCAGUCGCGUGACUCAUUGAGACUGCUCAGGAGAGCGGUCGUUAAAAAUGUAAUGAAAGCAAAAAAGGCUUAAAGAUAAUGCGAGAAUUUUUGUUAAAAUUUCAUAUCGUUCAUAAGAUGCUAUUUUGCAGGUAUUAUUUCAUGGGAAAAUGGAAAUAAAUCAAUGUUGAACAGAA